UUUGACUUGACCUAUGUGCAGCGCCUAUGUGACCCAACCACACAGAAUAAACCGAGACACUUUUGGCAUGCACAGAGAAGAGACUUCACAGGAAAGGUUCAUGGUUGCGGAUAAAAAGCGUUUUGAAGGUUCAGCUUCUUCUGCACACUGAAGCUGUGAAAAGUUAAAACCCCGAAUAGGGGCGGGGAUGGGCAUGUCUUGGACUUCGAGAAUUCUCGGCGGCUCCAGUUUUCCACACUCCCAGUAAUCUUGGAAUUCCGAUUAGAAUAUCAGGGAAUUUGAUCCGUAAAACCCACGGACAAUCUGAUUCUCACCUUAUCCCUUCCUUUCCGUUCAAUUCUUCUUUCUGAUCCUUCGAGGUCACGCAUCCGUUUGUAUGAAUCACAUGAAACCCCCCAUUUCAAAUCUUGGUGAGACGGAGUGUAGUGAGUGCGCUAGGGUGGGUCGGUUCGGUUUCCUGAAUCGAAGUCGGAAUGGGAGUGAGAGACGCGAUCAAUAGAACUCUGAUAUGCUUCGUGGUGUUCGGCGUUUUUCUAGUGGGGACUUUGAUUUACAUUGGAACAAUUGAUUACAGAUCGAGAUUCGCGAUAUUUGAUUCCCCUGUGAGGAACUCCGCGGGCUGCCCGGAUGCCAGGCAGCCCCUUAAGGUGUACAUGUACGAUCUGGAAAUGAAGUACAAUGUGGGGCUGAUGAAAGGCGGCCAUGUCAGCGGGAAGCCUGUGACGGCGUCUACUCUGCCGCCGUGGCCGGAUAGUUAUGGGGGGCUGAGGAGGCAGCACAGCGUGGAGUAUUGGAUGUUGGCGUCUCUGCUGUACGAAGGUAAUGAGGUGAAUGGUGCAGAAGAGGGGGAGUUCGUUAGAGUUUCGGAUCCCGAAUCGGCAGAUGUGUUCUUCGUGCCCUUCUUUUCCUCGCUGAGCUACAAUACAUACGUUAGGCACGGGGAUUAUUCAGAAGAGAAGUUUGAUGUCCAAUUGCAGGCUGAAAUUGUUGAAUUUCUGAAGAAGUCCAAAUAUUGGAAGCAAUCCGAUGGUAGAGAUCAUGUAAUCCCCUUGCAUCAUCCAAAUGCCUUCAAGUUUCACAAAGCUCAGGUUAAAAGGGCUAUUUGGGUUGUAGCCGACUUUGGCCGUGCUAACCGAAAUUUAUCUAAUCUGCGGAAAGAUAUUGUGGCCCCAUAUGUACAUGUGGUUGAAUCGUUUGUUGAUGAUGAUCCUCCAGACCCGUUUGAGUCUCGCCCCACACUUCUCUUUUUCCGAGGGAGGACAAUUAGGAAAGAUGAUGGAAGAGAUCGUUUGACAUUGCAGAAAAUAUUAGCUGGUGAAAGGGAUGUUGUGUUCCAAGGAAGUGAAGAUGUGACAAAUAUUGGCAUACAAAAUUCCACCAAGGGAAUGCGUUUGUCGAAGUUCUGCCUACAUCCUGCUGGAGACACUCCCUCAUCAUGUCGCCUCUUUGAUGCUAUAGUGAGCCAUUGUGUUCCUGUUAUUGUGAGUGACAAAAUUGAGCUACCCUAUGAAGAUGAAAUUGAUUACAGUGAGUUUUCUAUCUUUGUCUCACGCGAGGAUGCUAAGAAAGAAGGCUAUAUAGUGAAUCAGCUAAGAAAUGUUUCAAAAACAAGAUGGCUUGAGAUGUGGAGGCUGCUUAAAAACAUUUCCCAUCGCUUUGAGUUUCAGUACCCUCCUAAGAAGGGUGACGCUGUCAGUAUGUUGUGGAGGCAGGUUAGGCACAAGCUUCCUGCUGCAAAUCUUGAUGUACAUAGAAGCAAGAGGUUGAAGGUACCUGAUCCAUGGUGGAGAUAGUUCAAACCAUUCUUCUAAGUCACCCUCAUAUGUAAUCCUUCAUUCUUGGAAUAAUGAACGCCGAAAAUAGGGCUCUUUUGGUGAAUGUGUAACAAGAAUUGGUAGCAAGUCCAACAAGAGGCAAGGCCCACAAAAUUUGAAACAUGUGCACUACAAAAUGUGUGAAGAGAGGAGGUUUCAGAAGGAAAGGAUUACAGAACUAAAGACACACGAGGAAGAAGAAAAGAAAUUUUAGGGGGCCAUAAGCAAAGACCCCUUUCCUAAAAAUGAGUAGUGUUGAUUAGUCUAGAGUUUAUACCUUUUAGUUUUGGCAAGUGAUAAAUGUUACUCCGUACUACUAUAUAUUAACAAUUCUACGUAUUAUUUAAUUUUAUUCAUAAGUUUAACUAAAUUUAUCGUACGUAUAAUCUGUG
Cuscuta epithymum is the source of this 2206-nucleotide messenger RNA. The record is from the annotation of a GenBank genome assembly. NCBI's taxonomy places the organism in Eukaryota, Viridiplantae, Streptophyta, Magnoliopsida, Solanales, Convolvulaceae.